AUGGACAAACAGAUAGAACUUCUAAAAACACAAAUGGCCAGAGACGAGGCCACUCACAAACAAGAGAUGGAAAAGCUAACAAAAACAAGAAGCCGCCAAGAGAAGCAGCCCACAAAAGAGAACAAGCAGACAAAGAUGCAGCCUUCCAACGAGAGAUGGAACACAGAGGGAGGCCUACAAACAGGCCCUAAAUUAGAACAGGCUAAGCAUCAGAAUGCAGCCAAUCCUAACCCCCCGUUGCCAGUUGUGUGUUCAACCACACAAGAAUAUUCCCAACUCAAGGCAGCUCUUCUUCAAGUGACAAUUUCACUUAGCAAGGUAGAGCUUAGUGUGGGCGAAUCUAAAUUCUUCACAUGCACAGAAAAGCUUACUUUCCGAGACAUCAUAACCCCACAAGAAUUCAGACAAGGAGAAGAUGCUGAAGUGGUUUGCCAUGUUACUAGUUCACCUGCACCUGUUGUCAGCUGGUUGUAUCGAAAUGAGGAAGUCACAACUAUUGCUGACAAUCGAUUUGCGAUGUUAUCAAACAACAAUCUCCAAAUUCUUAAUAUCAAUAAAAGUGAUGAAGGAAUAUAUAGAUGUGAAGGAAGAGUGGAAGCUAGAGGAGAAAUCGACUUUCGGGAUAUCACAGUUAUUGUCAACGUUCCUCCAGCAAUUACUUUUCUACAGAAGUCCUUUAAUGCUACAGCAGAUCGGGGAGAGGCAAUUACUUUAUUCUGUAGAGCCACGGGCUCUCCUGCACCUGAAAUCAGCUGGCAUAGGAAUGGCAAACUUAUUGAUGAAAGUGAAAAAUAUAUUUUGAGAGGAAGCAAUACAGAAUUAACAAUCAGAGAUAUAAAAAAUUUUGACGCCGGUCCUUAUGUUUGUGGAGCAAAAAAUAAAGCUGGAAAUGAUAAAAAGCAGACAUUCCUCCAAGUUUUUGUACAGCCUCAGAUAAUACAUCUUAAAAAUGAAACCACAUUUGAAAAUGGUCAAACAACACUGAUAUGUGAGGCAGAAGGAGAACCUGUCCCAGAAAUUACUUGGAAAAGAGCCAUCGAUGGAAUAACUUUUUCUGAAGGUGACAAGAGCCCAGAUGGCCGUAUAGAAGUCAAAGGGCAGCAUGGAAAAUCGUCACUGCAUAUUAAAGAUGUGAAGUUGUCAGAUUCAGGGAGAUAUGACUGUGAAGCUACAAGUAGAAUUGGUGGGCAUCAAAAGAGCAUGUACCUUGAUAUUGAAUAUGCUCCAACAUUUGUGUCAAAUCAAACCUUGUAUUAUUCUUGGGAAGGCAAUCCUAUCAAUAUAAGUUGUGAAGUACUAUCUAAUCCUAUAGCUUCAGUUCACUGGAGAAGAGGAAAAUUAGUUUUACCUGCAAAAAAUACUACCCAUUUAAAGACUUACAGUGCAGGAAGAAAGCUGAUAUUAGAGAUUGCUCCCACAUCUGACAAUGAUUUUGGGCGAUAUAACUGCACAGCUACUAACAGAAUAGGAACAAGACAUCAGGAAUAUACCCUUGGGCAAGCUGAUGUGCCAUCCAGUCCCUAUGGAGUAAGAAUUAUAGAGUUGUCACAGACUAUUGCCAAGGUCUCUUUCAAUAAGCCAGAUUCACAUGGAGGUGUGCCCAUUCAUCAUUACCAAGUGGAUGUGAAAGAAGUUGCUUCAGAAACUUGGAAAGUAGUCCGCUCCCAUGGAGUUCAAACAAUGGUUGUUCUUAGCAAUCUGGAACCAAACGCAACUUAUGAAAUCAAGGUUGCAGCUGUAAAUGGAAAAGGACAAGGAGAGUAUAGCAAAAUUGAGAUCUUUCAGACUUUACCCGUUCGUGAGCCAAGCCCUCCAUCAAUUCAUGGACAACCAGGCAGUGGAAAGAGCUUUAAACUUAGUAUAACUAAACAGGAUGAUGGAGGAGCCCCUAUAUUGGAAUAUAUUGUCAAAUACAGAAGUAAAGAUAAGGAAGACCAGUGGCUAGAGAAAAAAGUACAGGGUAGCAGAGACCACAUAAUCUUAGAGCAUCUGCAAUGGACCAUGGGUUAUGAAGUGCAAAUUACUGCUGCCAAUAGGCUGGGUUAUUCCGAACCAACAUUGUAUGAGUUCAGCAUGCCACCAAAGCCCAACAUUAUUACUGAUACCCUUUUUAAUGGCCUUGGGCUCGGUGCAGUCAUUGGCCUAGGAGUAGCAGCCCUUUUGUUAAUCCUUGUUGUGACUGACGUCAGCUGCUUCUUUGUACGGCAAUGUGGAUUGCUAAUGUGCAUCACUAGGAGAAUUUGUGGAAAAAAGAGUGGCUCCAGUGGAAAGAGUAAAGAACUAGAAGAAGGAAAAGCUGCAUACCUGAAAGAUGGAUCAAAAGAGCCAAUAGUGGAAAUGAGAACAGAGGAUGAAAGAAUUACCAAUCAUGAAGACGGGAGUCCAGUAAAUGAGCCAAAUGAAACAACACCACUCACGGAACCUGAGAAACUGCCACUAAAAGAAGAAAAUGGGAAAGAAGCUUUAAAUCCAGAAACUAUAGAAAUCAAAGUUUCUAAUGACAUCAUCCAGUCAAAAGAAGAUGAUAGCAAAGCAUAAAAAGAUGACUACAGCUGUCCAAAAAAAGUAUUUGGAUUGGAGUAACCCCGUGACCAAAACUCUACAGCUGACCUUAAUUUCUUGGGCAAUUUAAGCUUGGAAUAGUUAGUACACGUGUACAUAUGAUCAAACAACUUCUGUCUACAGUACCUCUCUAUUUUGUUUUGUUAAUGUUUUAGUAUGUAGUCCUGGAUGACCACAGUCCCUUGGUAUCAAUUUGAAUCUACAGAAAAAGUACUGUAAUUUAUUAUAUUACAGAGGUGAUCUAUUUAUAAAACCACUUUUACCAAGCUAUCCCCAGCCACAGACAAUACAACAAAUAGCUCCACAUCCUACAAUGCAAGCUAAACACAUGAAAGAAAGUGCCAUAUAUGCCUGUAUUUGUUUCCAUUGGUAAUAGAGCAAAAGAUUUAGGUGGCCUUUAAAAGGAGAAGGGGAAAAAAAUCAAUCUCAGUACGAAACUUCACACAGAGGGCUGGCAAAGGUUGAAUAGCCACCGUGGCUGUGUUUUGUCAUUUGACAGAAAAUAGAAAGACUGACUAUUAGAUGGUGACAGACCUGCACAUUGGUUUUAAAAUAUAGUGCAAGGUUAAUAAACAUGAUGUACACAUUUAAAACAGAAAUGGUUGAAUAUUUUGCAGGAAAAAAAAUGGUCUCGUCUGAACUAUAUGAGUGUUUGACUUUGAAAGGCAACUAGAUUUUCAGAUAUUCUGUGUUAAUGUUUGGGAGACUGUGUGUGAACUAAAAUGUGGAAACGUAUUUUAUGUGAAAAGAAAACUGAUUUAUGAUAAUAGCUUUUGGCUUCAAGUAAAAUCUUAAAAUAAACAUGAGCUCAAAUUAGUUGCCUCCAUGUACUUAUAGAUAUAUAUCAUUCCUUCUUAGUUUUAACCACCUAGUCAAGGAAUAAAGUAUUGCAUUUCAGUAUAACAAAGGAGUUGUUCACCCCAAUCCAGUAGGCAUGUUGUUAAACAGUUGUCCUUAACACAGCACUUGUUUGUAGCAUAGAAACAAUAAUUGCCUAUCCUUUGUAUUAUAAAAAAAAAUAUCAAGAAAGGAGGAAAAGAAGAACUUUGACUAAAUGGUUAAGAACACUAUGAAAUUAUUAAAUUUGCAGUAUCCAAUAGUCUAAAUAUUUUUAAGCUGCACAGUCUCCGAGACAAUCACUGUUACUUAUGCUGAGUGUGAUAGCUAUAAACUAUUAUGAUCAGAUAAUUUACUUCCUUUGGUGAAAAAUUAAUCAUCCUCUAUUGACAAUUGAUUUUACAUUAUUACCAAUUAGAGGAAUAACAUUCCGUUCCCAGUCCAGCACUCAUUAUCCAUCACCUCCUAUAAUAAUCAAGCCCUGGCUUUGGAAGAGGCAGACAUAGUCAGCAAAUGACCACUAAUUAAAAUAUCUACUCUUCAGGGGCAAGUUGUGGAUCAUCCCAGGGUAGAACUGCUCCCGAAGGUUUAACUCUACUCAGUGGAGUGACACCCACUUAACCCACAUCUAAAUUUGGUUCAUAGCCAUAGUACGCAACUUUUCAUUGACAUGGGGUCAUCGUGGCCAGGCAGAUGACUUUGUGGUCAACUUGGAUAAAAAAAAAUGUGGGAAAUUACCUGUAUGUUGGGAGAAUGAUUAUUUAGCCUCCCUACUGGUCUAAUCACUAAUGUUUUUAGUGGAGCUCCUGCUGUAGAUGUGUUGAAAUUCAAGGCCUCUGGCUUCCUUUCCUUGGGUUGCUUCUAAAAUUGACAUAUUAGUCAAGAAGAACCCAACAAUUUUGUGAUUUUUUUUUCUUUAAAAUCCUUCUUGGCCAUAACUUAGGGAACAAUGCACAAUGAGUCAAGAUGUCAGGGCAGAUGGUCAGUAUGGUUGGGGAAAUAGGUUAAAACAGACUCAUGAGACAAGAAUGGAGUAGUGGAGGUAGCACUGGAAUAUGGAGGCUGUGAGAGAUGAUCUAUGAUUCUGUUGCAAGUCUGUCACUUAUAAUGCUCAGCCAAUGCCUCUGGGUUAAGGUAAGCUGAAGAGGUGGCUCCUCAGAAGCCUGCCUUGUUGCUCCCAUGCACUGAGCAGGUAGCAGCAGAAUCAGCCUGCUAAUUUUCUCCUCAGUUUCUUUGUGGAACUGAGUAGUCACUGAGAAUCCUUAGUAAAGUGAAUGGGGCUGGCUCCUAGUCUGUAACUGACAGAGCCACUCCCCUAUACAGAGUACAUACUUCUCCCACUGGCAAAAAUGCUCAGAGCCAGAGUCCUUUUCAGCUGAAGCCCUUUUUUAUGUGAGUGUGUAACCAACCAGUGUCCUGGACCAUUCAGAUAGCUUGACGUAAAGGGAGGGGAAACACCAGGUUCGAGCAAUUGUAGGAGAAUAUGCUGGUGGGGCUCAAGCAUCAAGGGCUGGGGCAGGGAGGAAAAUAGUCAUUUAAUCCUCUUGGUGGGACAUCAUCUGUUCCACCUUCUCUGCUGUCACCUUCCCCAACAGUAGUUUCUCCAGGCUCAUUAAGGAAGUAGGAAACUCCAUUCCCUUCAUGCUUCUGCCAUUAGAGUGCCAGAUCCCAUCACUCUUAGUCAUGUUAAGUAAAACCUCACUAUGCAAAUAAUCGGGUGUGAAACCAAUGGGAUGAUUCACACAAUAAGGGACCUUUGCACUGUAAGCAAAGGUGACAGAAUCCAGGUCAGAUUAUAGUUGCAUGCCAAGAGGUUAUUUCCCCCUGAAUCUUGUUAGUGGCUUCUAUGGCUGCAAAGCCCCAGAUGUUUCCUUGGUCCUUCAUCUGUAGAGACAAAUUUUGCUUGGAUCUGGAUCUAAACUGGGGGGAGAGAAGUAAGGGGGGAAAAACAAGUGCAAAGGGAUUUGAAAAUCUAAAAGGCCUGUACAGCAUGUUUAUAAUUACUAUGAUUGUACAACUCUUUAAAAGUAAAAAACAAACAAACCAACCUACAAAUCUAUUUUGUUGUUCAAUAUAUGAAUGGGAGCAAAAGCGUGUCUGAGUACACGACAUUACAAAACUGGUAUUCCCAGAAAUAUUUGUUUUUCCUGAAGUUAUGUCUCUUGCCCGGGAUACUGUGUGAUGGUCUGAGCAUCAGAUGGAGCUAAAUUAGUGAUAGACUAUUCCAAGUGUACUCUUUGUUUUGAAGAUUGAUAGGUUUUCUCUUGCCCUUGUCACUGAUGACAUGCAGGAGAAAUGCAAAAUUAUAACUGUUUUUUUACAUUAUGGAAGAAUGCGCCAAAAUAUCUCUCUUUGCUAAUGUUUCCAAAUGAGGGACAGCUUGUAGUUUAAAUUGUAAGAUAUGUGUAGAACUGGAAUAACAGCCUUUCUUUGUUUUUCCUUCUUAUUAUAGACUGAAAACAUAUCUGUAUAAAUGUCACUUUUACUGUCUGAAAGUAAUUUUAAGUGUUAGUAUGAAAUGUCAGAAGAGUUGACUGAAUAUAACUAUUGGUAAAAGUAACCUGAAUUGUUACACUGCUUUAGUUUGGGGAAGGAGACCAAGAAGUCACUUAAAUUUUUGACAGUUCUUGGCAGGUUACAUGAAACAUGGCAAAGACAAUCUCUAUUCAACAACAGAUAAAGAGAAAAAGAGUUAAAAGUGCUUAGAUUUUUUUUUUUUAAGUAGGAGAUUCAUUUUGAUUUACCAUAGUAUUUUUUAAAAAAAAUUAUUUGCAAUUAAAUUAUUGCAAUUUAUUCUAAAAAUAUAUUAUGGAGAGUAUUUUUGUUGUCCCUCCUCCCUCACCCCCAGUGAUUUAUUGUUUUUUGUGGGGGGCCAGAAAUAUUUACUAUUUUGUUGAUGCUAAUGCCUGAGUGACAAAGCUUAAUUUAUUUAGGCCCUAACCUUGCAAGCUAUGUUGCAGGGUGGGCACACUCUCCAACCAUGCAGCACCCCAUUGACUUCAGUGAGGAUGUGCACAGGCAAAAGAUUCUACUUGCUUGGAACAGUUUGUGAGAUCAGGGCCUAGUUUUUAUCUUCUUCAUAGAUAUGUAGAACUUUAGCGUACAAUGACAGUCAUGUAGACAGGCUGUUUUGACAACAGUUCAUGGCAUAGUAAAUUCCACUUGACAUCUUCAAUCUUUGAACUGAUGUUUAUCUGAAAAGUGGCUUUCUUUUCAUGAUGGUAAUGAAAUCGAUCAAGUCCUCAUUCAUUUAAGUGCCAAUCAUUGAAUUGUAGUAUUACAAUCAUGUCAUUUUUUCCAUUUCUUAGAGCAGAUAAUCAAGAUGUAUUUGUGCCUUUGAAUAGCAUGCGACUCUGCUUUAUUUAAAAAAAACAAAAAACAAAAAAAACCCUUCUUCAAUAAUUUGCCUACUAAUCCUGUUUAGAAGAUGUGAAAUCUUUACAUUGAUAUUGUUUCCUCCUCAGAAAUGUAAAAUGUAUCUAAGUUAAGCUGGCAAUCAUAUUUUUCAAUUCACUUUAAUAUUUAAAACCCCAAACCUGUAAAAGAUUUGAAGAGGUAGCACGUUUGUUCCAACUUGCGAGAGCCAUUGUUAAAUGUUUUUGCUGUAGGUAGAGAAUGGUGUGUUCAGGAGUUAGGUAGGAAAAGGCAUUGCCUUGUGUGGGGGUACUUGGACCAAAUGCCUCAAGGUGAAGCUUUUUUUGGAGAUUCAUCUAGGGAUCCUCCACACAGUUAUUAGUCCUCCUAUUCUCUCUAAAAUGUUCACAACCACUUUCGGUUCUGAAAGGAACCCUGGAAUCUCUUCCCACUAUUUUACUUUGAGUAAAACCAUUGUGAAAGUUACCUGCAGAAAUAUUCAUGGCUUCGCUGUCUCUGUUAUAGCGGUCCCUGGAACUAACUUAUUUAGAGUAUUUGCUAGAGGUACUGGGUAAAAUUCAGUCCUGUGUAGAAAACCACCAUGAGGCCUAUGUACUAUAUAUGCCCAUAGACCCAAAUAUUGCAAGUUGACCUGCAGGGAUGUGGAGGGAAAUCCCUGUGUAGAAACCCACUGAGUGAAAUCAUGGCUUUAGAGAAGUUAAUGAUAAAAAUCCAAUUGACUUCAGUGGAGGGCAGGAUUUUAUCUAUUGACUUCAAUGGGUUACACAUGUGCUCAAGGAUCUUCCCACUUGAAUCACCUUGGAGAAUCAGAAGUGAGGGUGUGUCUAUACUGCAAUUAAUAACCCCCAUUGCUGGCCUAUACCAGCUGACUCAGGCUUGCAGGAUUUGGG
Chelonoidis abingdonii (Abingdon island giant tortoise) is the source of this 7664-nucleotide messenger RNA. The record is from RefSeq and is a predicted model, not a curated record. Lineage: Eukaryota; Metazoa; Chordata; Testudines; Testudinidae.